UAGGUGUAUAUGUGCAGUGGGUUACCUCCACAAUCAAAGCUUCUGAAAGCGAAAAAGAGGAAACCAAAAUCUAAAGAAUAAGAAUCACAAUGAAUCCUCAACUCUAUCAUGCUGCUAGCUCUGGCGAUUUAAGUUUCUUUGAGACAUUGACAAAUUCUGAUACCCUUCUCGAUGUGACAACCGAGAAGAGCACUGUUCUUCAUGUUGCAGUGCAAUGCAAUCGUCCCCAGGUUGCAAAAAAGAUGGUUGAAUUACGUCCAAGCCUUCUGUAUCAAACAAACUCCAAAGGCAAUACUCCGCUACAUGUUGCUGCAAGGGUAGGAAGUCAUUCAAUGGUAAAGCUCCUUAUAGAAUAUACCAAAAGUUUGGAUGUUGAAAUUGGUGGCCGGAAGAUUCUGAGCAUGGUGAAUCUGGUGAAGGAUACCGCCCUGCACGUCGCAGUGCAAUAUGGUAAAUCUGAGGUUGUGGAAGAACUAAUUAAGGAGGACCCAGAACUGGGUACGUUUAUAAAUAUCGCUGGGGAAUCCGCUCUGUUCCUUGCCGUGGAUAGAAAAUUCUACAAGAUUGCUUCUUGUAUCCUAAGUGCUGCUCCAGAAUGUUCCUUUGCUGGUAGGGACGGCAUGAAUGUCUUGCAUGCAAUGGCCAUUCGCUCAAGUCAUGUUGAAAUUACUAUAGGAGAUACGUUCGUUUCAAAAGGAGGAGGAGUUCGCUUCCUGCGUAAGCUUUUGGUCGCUCUUAACGUAUAUCUACCCCCUGCUUGGGUGGUCUUGGUGAGUGAAGUACGCCCGAAUCAUGAUCAGUUAAAAUCUGAAACCAUUCCAGAAGGUUUUGUGAGAAAGGUGAUGGAAAAAUGUCCUUCUGUGAUUGCACAAGGCGAGAACUUUGGAUGCACUCCUCUGCACAUUGCCGCAGGUAUGGGUAACAUGAAAUUGGUCAAGCUGUUUUUAGAAAAUGAUACUUCGCCUGCAUAUGUAAAGGACAGAGAAGGUUUGUCUGCUUUUCACAUUGCGGCCAAGGAAGGCAAUGUUCUUGUAAUGAAAGAACUCAUCACAGCGUGUCCAGAUAUCUAUGAGUUGUUGGACAACAGGGGUCGGACUGCUCUCCAUGUUGCUGCAGAAAGUGGAAGGUGGGAAGCUGUCAAUUUUUUUCUGGAGAGACCAGAUCUUGAGGGUCUUAUCAACGAGCAAGAUGAAGAAGGAAAUACACCUAUGCAUCUUGCAGCUGUCGAAGGAUAUUACAAAAUUCUCAUAAAAUUGGCAGGUUGUAGAAAUGUUGACACUAAUGCGACAAACAAGGAGGGCUUGACAAUAAUGGACAAAAAUCGUUCAAGUGCAGCAUUAAGAAUCAGACUACAGGUAUGACACCUCUGUCCUGCG
Quercus robur (English oak) is the source of this 1376-nucleotide messenger RNA. Its product is annotated as ankyrin repeat-containing protein At5g02620-like. The transcript is spliced from 3 exons. NCBI's taxonomy places the organism in Eukaryota, Viridiplantae, Streptophyta, Magnoliopsida, Fagales, Fagaceae. The record is from RefSeq and is a predicted model, not a curated record. The coding region runs from base 90 to 1361 and encodes 423 amino acids. Gene Ontology annotation, molecular function: protein binding.